AUGCAUUUCCCACCCGUGCAUCCCGCCCCGGGCAGCGUGGGCGUGAGGCGGCAGCCUUGUCAUCUCCAGCGCGGGCGUCGCGGCGCGGAUGCCCGCCACUUUCACUGGCGCGGCGGCGGAAGCGGCGGCGAAGACGGACGCCGCAGUCUUGACGCGGGACUCGCGGUCGCCGCGCUCCUCUCAGUGUUGUCCGUGGCCGCUCCCGGAGACGAGUGCGCUUGGUGUUGUCGCUGCGCCUCGACGCCGAUCGGAGCCUCAGACUACGCGCAACGGGCGUGCGUGAUCGCAUCUGUUCGUGUCGCUGACGCAGUGGUUAUUGCUCUCACAGUCGCAGGCGAAGCAGGACAGAUGUUCCGCUUCGCGUGGGCCUUCCUGGCUUCGCUCGGACUCGCCGCCGGCCAGGGCCAGUUCUCGCUUCUGAGUUCGCUGCAGCCUCCGCCCGAGCCGCGCGCCCUCCUCCGUCCGCCUCCUCCGCCCCCGCCUUCUACUUCCGCCGUAGCUUCUCGCCGCCCACCGUUAUUGAGCCACGCAGGGCUGACGGGCCUGGCGCCUCCGCCCCCUCCUCCGCGGUUCACUGCCUCGCCCCCUGACGUGUCAAAUCCCUUCACAGCCUUGUUGGACGCCACGCCCCUGCCGGCGCUGUCCGCGCCCACCACGAUCCGCUUCACCAUCGAUGACGUCCCGAGCUCGUUCGAGCCGUCGCUCUUUCCGCCAAGGGAUUCUCUUCAGGAGGACCUCAGCCAGGAUGGAAGUCUCGUGUCCUUCGAGGCGUCGAGUUUCUCUCUGGAGACCGAGGACGAGGCGCCGCUCACCCCCUCCCCCGCCAGAGCCGAGCCUCUGGGGCAGCUCUUCUUCCUUACUUCGAAGGAGGCGCGGGGACCGAAGGCACAGCCUGGCGUCGGCGGGAGAGCCCUCGGGAGCACCAAGGAACCGCUGUCGCCUCUCGCGCCUUAUCUGGGCGCCGCCGAUGCCGACUUCAAACCCUCUUUGUAUUUUCCUUUUCUGCUCGACUCGACGGAAGAACCUCAAAACGAAUUCACGCUCAUUGAGGAAAGGAACCCGAGAAUCAGCUCCUUCCUAAGGCCGCAGCCGCCCCAAUUCUACGAGUCUUCUUCGGACGCCUUUAUCCUCAAGCCGGUCAAGGUCGUUUCCCCAGAGGUCGCGGGGGAGAGCGAGGAGGGGGCCGAGCGGCCGGCUGGCCAAGGCAAGACCAAGACGCCCGUGCCCGUAAUGGUCGACAUGGACGGGGAUAAAGACGCCUCGCGGGCGGCUCCUAAGGCCACCAAGCCGCCCCCGACGAGGAAGACCCUGCACUUCGACGAGGAGUUCCUCUCUCUCCUCAGAAACGCCGCGGCCGACAAGGGCACCAGGCCGGAGACGUCCUCUCAGGCGAGUCCCUUCUGGCUGGGCCUGGCGAGCGAGAAGGGCGGCGGCGCAUGGCGACUGAAGGGCACAGAGGCAGCCUCCCCCCCGACCCGGCCGAGGGCUGUAACCCCCAGCAACAGCGUAGAGGGGGGGUUCUUCACGAAGUCAAUCAAGAGUCUCACGUCGAGCGUAUCCAGCUCUUUCAACAUCUCCAGCAUCUCCCUCGCGACCAACGCGACGGCUGAGGACAGUCUCGCCUUGCCCACCGAAGCGCUCCUAGAAUCUGAAGGACCAAAGAUCGUGUCGGUCGGGGAGGUUGGCGAGGUGCCCCAUGACCUCGAGGGCGCCCACACCCACACCGCGCCCGCGACGCUCUCGGCCUCGCUGAAGCACGGCGUGCAGGCCCUCAACGUCAGCGCUCGGACGUCCGGCUGCCCGAAGCUCUACGGGAAAGUCGAGCUCACGUGCGAGAUCCACCACGACGCCAGCGCCGACGCCUCCAUGAAAAUGAUGUGGAAGAAGAAGUCGUUCCUGAAGGGUCGUCCCGAGGAGCAGAUCGUCGCCGAGGACUCCACCUUGAUGCUAGAGGAUUCCCGCCUCUCCCUGAAGCGCCUGAAGGACUCCUACUCCCUGGUUAUUAAGGAUUUCAGACCGAAGGAUUGCGGGACUUACGAGUGCGAGGUGCGGGCUGCGGACACCGUCGCCGCCUCCCAGUUGCUCCUCUUCACCUGUCUCUGAUUCGUCGUCUCCAUCUCACUCCUUCCAUGUUAUCUUUAGCCUCAGUUCUAAUCAUUUCUGCGCCUUCUACCUCUGCAUCUUAUUUGCAUGAUCGUAUCUUUCAUCUUUCUUCUCCAUCUCAUUUCUCUUACCUAAUCUCUUAUCUCAAUACUCCAUAUUAUUCGUAUAACCCAAUCUUUUAUCUCUCCAUCUAAUUUCUGUAACCUAAUCUUUUAUCUCGUCUCCAUCUUAUUCGUAUAACCUAAUCUUUUUAUCUUAACUCUCUCCUUAUUUUUGUACCUUAAUCAUAUAUCUGAAAUCGCCGUCUUAUUGCUGUUACCCAAUCUAUCUCAACUCUCCAUUUUAUUCGUAUAACCUAAUCUUUAUAUCUUAACUCUCCUUAUUUCUGUAACCUAUUUUUUUUUUUAAAUCUCAACUCUCCAUCUUCUUGCUGUUACCUAGUCUUCUAUCUCAAAUCUCCAUCUUAUCACGAUAACCUGACCUUUCACCUUUAUUCUACGUCAGAGUUCCCUGCGUUUUCACAUCUAAAUUUUGUUCUUUAUGUUCUACGUCUUGUCAGUGAAGGAUUCUGUUUAUCUGCUUCCUUCGUUGAAUUAUUUAAAAUGGUUUAUUAGGCUUAGUAUAAGAGUCGAUCUUACUUUUGUUGAUUUUUGAAUGGGUUUGUUUGCAUUUUUCUGUUUUUGUGUAUUUAAUUUAUAUUUUUGUUUUAAAAUGUCGUGUGUUUGAGAGCUGAUGUGUACAGUAAGAUCGAAAUAUAUGCCCUUAUUACAAAUGUU
Molecule: messenger RNA, 2879 nt
Organism: Penaeus vannamei (Pacific white shrimp)
Lineage: Eukaryota; Metazoa; Arthropoda; Malacostraca; Decapoda; Penaeidae
Source: RefSeq, a predicted model, not a curated record